CAAAGAUUACAGAUGUGCCGAUCGCCAUGUAAUGGAUUGACUGGCCAGUGCAUUAUAUGUCAUAACUAUACUUCCAGCAUAUAAGUAUUUGGUGUAGUAUCUCUCCGCACAUCGUUCAUCCUCUAAACUACCUAUUUAAUAGUUUACUAGCACGCUUGGGAAUUGAGCAAUUCGCCUUUUGGUCAACAUGAGCGCUAAAGUCAUUCAAGAUUACGAUGUUGUGGUAGUCGGAGGUGGCAAUGCUGGUCUCGUAGCAGCGCUAUCUGCGGCAGAAACUCCAGGCACAAAGAUUGCCGUCCUUGAAGCGGCGCCAAAAGAAGAGCGAGGUGGAAACAGCCGUUUUGCUGGAGCAAUUUUUCGUGUCGUUCACAAUGGCAGCUCAGAUAUUUUCCCUUUAGUCCAUGAAACCAUGGCCAAAGACAAGGACCGCGUUACCAUUGGACCCUAUACACGCGAGAUGUAUGCAAGAGACAUGUUGAAGACGUCCAAAGGCUACUGCGACAAGGAGAAGAUGGAGGUGAUGUUUGAUCACAGCUUGGAGGUGGUUCAGUGGAUGCAUUCAAAAGGCGUCAAAUGGCAGUUGACGUUGAGCAAAUUCUACGACGAGACGAAGAUUCAUGGGGACGGUGAGAAGAUCAAUAUGCACGCUGGAGGUUGUUUAAUGGCAAAACACGAAGGGGUUGGUUUAACAGAUGACAUUUGGGCGGCUGUCGAAGAGAAAAGUGACAGUAUCACUCCCUUCUAUGGCCAUCCCGUCGUUGAUUUGCUCGCAACCGGAGAUACAGUCCACGGAGUACGUGUUCGCUUACGAGAUACCUUUCUCGAUUUCAAAGGCCAGGUCAUCCUCGCCUGCGGCGGCUUUGAAGCAAGCCCUCGGCUAAGACGCCAGUUUCUGGGCGAAGGCUGGGAUCUUGUCAUUGUUCGAGGGACUCGUUUCAAUACCGGUCGCAUGAUGGAAAAGGCCAUAGCUGCUGGAGCAGGUGACACUGGGCAUUUCGGCGGCUGUCAUGCCACGCCGCAGGAUAUACAAGCACCAAAGGUUGGAGAUCUGAGGGUGACGGACAAGAUGAGCCGUUACUCGUACCCAUAUAGUGUUAUGGUCAACUUGGACGGCCACCGCUUCAUGGACGAAGGCGAAAAUCAGUUCGGACUGACCUAUGCAAAGACCGGCGGGGCAAUUGGGCGGCAACCUGGAGCGACAGCUUACCAAAUAUUUGACCAGAAAACACUGCAUCUCCUUGAACCUCGAUAUAGCACAGCAACCCCUAUUAUUGCGGACACGAUGGAAGAGCUUGCUGACAAGAUCGGUGUGGCUAAGAUGGAAUUUUUAAACACAAUCAGAACCUUCAACGAUGCCACCCAGCCUGGAGAAUUCAAUCCCUUCAAACUCGACGGUCUCAACACUGGAGACAAGCUCGCCAUGCCAAAGAGUAAUUGGGCAAUUCCGCUGGAUAAGGCACCAUUUGUUGCGUACGGAGUCACCUGCGGAAUUACCUUCACAUACGCAGGGCUGAAAACCGAUGAUGAAGCUCGGGUCCUGAACAACGAGGGAUUGGUAAUGUCAAAUCUCUACGCGGUCGGUGAAAUCAGUGGUGGCUUUUUUGCUUUCAAUUAUCCGGGCGGUGCGGGACUGACAAAAGGAGCUGUUUUCGGAAAAAUUGCAGGAAAGGCUGCCGCUGAGGCUGCAAAAUCAGACCAAACAGUUGUGAUCAGGAAUAAUUAG
Messenger RNA from Eremomyces bilateralis CBS 781.70, 1723 nucleotides. RefSeq names its product FAD/NAD(P)-binding domain-containing protein. The transcript has 4 exons. NCBI's taxonomy places the organism in Eukaryota, Fungi, Ascomycota, Dothideomycetes, Eremomycetales, Eremomycetaceae. The record is from RefSeq and is a predicted model, not a curated record. The coding region runs from base 188 to 1723 and encodes 511 amino acids.